AUGGGAAGUUUUGUGGGGUACUCUACAUGGAUCACCUCUUGCGAUGAGGGCUUCUACAGGGUGGUGGAGUCCCGUGACCAGGGAGGAGAGUGUAUGGAGGAAGACGCGACACUUUUUCGCCUGUGGGGCACCUCACGGAAUCGAAAAGGGAAUGUCGCUCGAAGCGGCUUUACCACCGCGGAGAUUGAGACGAGGAAACUGAUGCUCCUCACCAUGCCGGUGUGUUCGGAAGACGCAGACAACGAAGAAGGAAAGGGAUAUCUUAUUCUUUGGGUGACUGACACGCGACAUGUGCACGACGUUGGGCCGAUAUCUGCUGCCGAUGAGAACGCCGCUGCCAGCUCCCUGCUGUAUAAAGGUGGUGAUGGCAAGGAGGAGCAAUUGCUUUCAGUAUACGAGAAGAAAACUGGUGAAGGUGACUCGUACAGCCUUGUGUCUGUGCGCCUGACUGGGCGGCUGCAGCAGAGAAAGGGCGUGGUGGGGGCAUGGAAAGAAGUGGACGAAGGUGUCAGGAAGCUGUGCCCUUCAAAUGCCGCUGCGCCUGCCUCGAGUGGCGGGAGGUGCAGAUCUUCGGUUUCCAUAGAAGGGUUGGUUGGGUAUUUGGCUGGCGCCUUAAUUGGCGGCCAGUGGAAGGAGGAAUAG
Messenger RNA from Trypanosoma rangeli, 642 nucleotides. RefSeq names its product trans-sialidase. Bases 1 to 642 code for a protein of 213 amino acids. The transcript has a single exon. Lineage: Eukaryota; Euglenozoa; Kinetoplastea; Trypanosomatida; Trypanosomatidae. The record is from RefSeq and is a predicted model, not a curated record.